AUGGUAACAUAAUAGCGCUUUCAUAGUGGCGCUAUGGCGGCGCUAUAGCAGUGCCAUCAUGGUUUGAACAACUUUCUAAUAACUAUUUGUAGGCAAACUCUAAUGUAGUUAUCACGGAUACAAACUAUAAAUGACCUUCCUUUUUUGGUUGCAAUGCAACUUCUUCUAGAGCAAACUAAGCAUCAAUAUUUGCUUGUGUUUUUAGAGAAAUGAGUUUUCUUUUUCUGCUGUUUUAGCUGUUCUCAGAAUCAGAAUAGUUUGUAAUUAUUCACUUCAAUAUUCACUUCAUUUUCAUUUCACUAGAUAUGAACUCAGUUGCGAGACGCAUAUCGAGCUUAUUCAGGCAGUCAGGUUACGGAACUGAGCCUCUUACUGCUCAGCUUCAGCAAAGCAGAGGCAUACGAGUGCAGGUGUAUAAUGGAAAUCUGGAAGGGGCAUUGGCAUUGAUGCAACGUAAGAUGACAUCGAGUGGGAUCGAGAGGAUGAUAAAGAUUGAACAGAGGUUUCAUAUAAAAAACUCAGAGAAGCGCGUGUUGGCACAAAAGAAUUUGCAGCGUAGGCUUCGAUCACAGGAUCUUGCUAGGAAACUCAAGGCUAUUAUGAUCAAGAAAGUCAGGGGUCUUUGAAAACGUUCCACUGCCAUUGAGAAAAAAGUGGCUGGUGGAAGUUGCAGUUAUGCAGUAAUUUUGAAGGUGACGACAGUAGUUGAAACACAUUUUCUCAAAUUGUUCUGGAGUAAUAUGUAUUUUGGCAGAAAUAGUUUUAUGUAUUAGACGCAUCACCACAGUGUUCUUCAUAAUUGGUUAAAUCUAAAGCACUUUGCUGAUGAGAAUGAGAAUUGGAUUCAAACAUCUUCAAAUUUUCAUUUGAAAACAAUCAUAUUAUGGUCGCAUAGCGGACUGUAUAUCGCGUUAGACUCUGAAUCUAAAGGUCGUGAGUUCAAUUCCCACUGCAAUCAUAUUAUAAUUUUAUGUUUUCCAUUUUGUUUUGAUUUUUUGGAAUGUUAAAAUAGCAGUAAUUUAGAGCUAUUUUGUGUGUUCAAUAAAUGAUGUAUGUCCUUGUAGGCACAUGAUAAAUUUUUUGUUAUUUAUCA
Vicia villosa (hairy vetch) is the source of this 1093-nucleotide messenger RNA. RefSeq lists its product as uncharacterized. Gene Ontology annotation, biological process: translation. The transcript has 2 exons. The record is from RefSeq and is a predicted model, not a curated record. Lineage: Eukaryota; Viridiplantae; Streptophyta; Magnoliopsida; Fabales; Fabaceae. Gene Ontology annotation, molecular function: structural constituent of ribosome. Bases 306 to 626 code for a protein of 106 amino acids. Gene Ontology annotation, cellular component: ribosome.